This is a messenger RNA of Scleropages formosus (Asian bonytongue), 1452 nucleotides long. RefSeq names its product cofilin 1 (gene cfl1). Gene Ontology annotation, biological process: actin filament depolymerization. Lineage: Eukaryota; Metazoa; Chordata; Actinopteri; Osteoglossiformes; Osteoglossidae. Gene Ontology annotation, molecular function: actin binding. The coding region runs from base 138 to 641 and encodes 167 amino acids. The record is from RefSeq and is a predicted model, not a curated record. Gene Ontology annotation, cellular component: actin cytoskeleton. The transcript is spliced from 4 exons.
ACCCGGAUGCGCGCUCCCUCCACUCGUCAUCAAGCGCGCUCUGUGGGGCGCGUCCGUGUGCUACUGCAAGUGUAGACGGGAGUGCUGCAUUGGAGCUCAUUCAAUUCCAGACGCCGACACACAUACAGAAUACAGCCAUGGCCUCCGGUGUGACAGUGACGGAUGAUGUGAUUACGGUCUUCAAUGAGAUGAAGGUGCGCAAAGCACAAGCCAACGAGGACGAGAAGAAGAAGAGGAAGAAGGCAGUGCUCUUCUGUCUGAGCGAAGACAACAAGCACAUCAUUCUGGAGGAGGGCCGUGAGAUCCUGAUUGGUGAUGUUGGAGAGUGUGUCAAGGACCCCUACCUGCACUUUGUCAAGAUGCUGCCUCCAGAUGAUUGCCGCUACGCUCUGUAUGAUGCUACCUAUGAGACGAAGGAGACCAAGAAGGAGGACCUUGUCUUCAUCUUCUGGGCCCCAGAAAAUGCUCCUCUGAAGAGCAAGAUGAUCUAUGCCAGCUCCAAGGAUGCCAUUAAGAAGAAAUUUACAGGUAUUAAGCACGAGUGGCAAGUUAACGGGAUAGAGGACAUCAAGGACCGACGCACCCUUGCCGAAAAGCUUGGAGGCUCAUCAGUGAUUUCUCUCGAAGGGAGCCCUCUAUAAAUUUACCUCGGGGCUUCGGUUGAGCCCUACCAGAAAACAAAAUAUUUGAAGGGUUUGGCUGUUCAUUCCGAUAUGGGUGGGAGGAGGAGUGGGGGAAAAAAUUAAGGGGGGAAUAGAUGGGAGGGAUAUCUUUGUGGGGGGGUUAUGUCUGACAGUUAAAUUUCAAAAUUGUAGGCUGUCAUUCCAGUUCAUGCAGACAAUGAACAAAACAAAUACAAAAAUGAUUUAACAGAAUACUGAAGGAUGAUGAUCAUUAAAACAAAUAGAACUAAAAAAUGGUGUAAGAUUCAGGACAGUGUUUUUCUGGCUUUCAAUAGACUGAAGUGAUGGAAGGGCAACCGUUACAAUUCAAACUUCAAUCCUGCUAAAAUACUGUUAAUUUACUUUUUGCCAAACUUCUAGUUUCCUUUUUCUUUACCGUUAGUGCGUAAUUGAGCCUAGGUGUAAUACAACUGAAUUUUACAAAACUUGCACAAGCUUUUAAGCUGCGGCUUUUUGGGAACACAUUUCAGUUUGUUUUAACAAACUUGUCAAUAUAAAUUCCAGAACUUGUCGAUUCAAGGUUUUGUUUGCAGAUAUUGCACCAAAUUAGACCAAGUCAUUGAAGGAAUAAAUACCACGAGACCAAGUUCUACCUGCAAAUACAGUAACCAGUUAAUAAGCCUUGAAGGGUGGAGAAAGAGUGAAGGAGGUGUGCUUAGCGAAGUUGGUGGGCAGCCUGUGUACAGAGUGUCGAAGGCAAACGGGUGCAUGGUUGGUGGAUGUUUUGUAUCGUCUCCUGAUCUCUAAUAAAAAAAGCACUAAACUACCA